Messenger RNA from Pseudomassariella vexata, 1743 nucleotides. RefSeq lists its product as uncharacterized. The record is from RefSeq and is a predicted model, not a curated record. The transcript is spliced from 4 exons. NCBI's taxonomy places the organism in Eukaryota, Fungi, Ascomycota, Sordariomycetes, Amphisphaeriales, Pseudomassariaceae. The annotation marks the transcript as partial.
CGACGAAGAUUCGCCCCUGUGCCAAUCGAGACGAUAUUCGACUCGUACCGCGUUGACAAUACCAGGAAUAAGAAUCCUCACGGCCCAACCGCCGAGUUGACACCCGACCCGUCACCGACGUCAUCGUUGCACCCGCCCACGCCCUUGCUCUUGCCUCUGCCAAAGAGGAAGUUCGCACCGCAAUUGAUCGAGACGUCAAGGCGGGCAAGACGAGCUGGCCAACAAGGUCCAGCCACCAAACCUACCGACAAGACAGACAUCACACCCGGCACAAACCAUAUCUACGCGCCCAAGUCCAAGCCCAAGAGGACGGAUGGGUCAGCCCCUCGGUCGUGGGCCACCCGCAACUAUGACUUGAGGAACAGGAGAGAAUCUUGCGACGAGGAUUUCGCCGGCUACCUGCUAGCAGUCGCGGCACGGGAGGCACACAGGCAACGGGAGCUUGAACAAGCCAUGUCAGCAUUCCCCAAUGGUGUGCGGCCAGCCGGUGUCGAACAUUUCUUCGUCAGAGACAACUCCGAAGAUGAGCAUGCUUACGACGUCGACGCGCUUUUGAGGCAUGGUACGUCCAAACUGAUCCGACGAAAGUCGACCGAUCCAGGCUGGGCCGCCAGGGAAAUGCGCCAGCAUGUCGAAAAGCUGACCAACAUCGAUAAGCUAGUUAGAGUACGCGCCAGCAGCAAUGAGAGCCUAGACGCCGAAGUCGAACACAUGGAGAUAGCACCUCCGCCCGAGGAUCCUCUCUGGACCACAACUGGCCCCAGGCCAGAUUCGCGCGGCCAUGGAGAUGCAGAGUCUCAGAGCCCCUGCAUCACGGCGUCAUCGCCACGCCCCAUGGGCUCCCCCUACGUUGCCCCAGCCGAGGUUGUCGCGCCCUCUUCCCACGUCCAGCCCGAGACAACUGGAUUCCGCUCGAGCCCAUUUGGGAAUCCCUUCGCCGCAUACAACGACAAGGAGGACCAACUACUCCGCCGCAUGCGCAACGCCGCCUCCCCGCCCAUGCUUGGAUCUGACUUGAAAUUCCGCAUGUGUUCCAGUCCCAAGGCGACCCGCAUGGAGCCAGGUCACCCGUACCCACUGGAUGGAGUCUCCGCCCGCCCCGAGGAGCAGAACCGUGAUGUUUCGGGCAAUACGGGCCUAUGGAGAGGGUAUUGCGUCGCCCAAGCCAACGAAGAGGCCACUUCUUCUGGCCUUCAUGGACCGACUCUUCUUGCCACGCCCGGGGAACCGCUAACCCCGGUAGACCCCUUUUCCAUGGCUUUUUCUUGCACUACAAGCACCGACGGCACCUCGACGCCCCACAGUCCGAUAUCUCCGUCGAAGCGCCACUCGCAGCCUAGAGGCCUGCAUCUGCUUUCCGGUCUGGACGAGCGUCUCAAGAAGGAGCAGGUGCGCAAGGAUAACCAAGAACGUAUCCGCGCCGAGUUUGACGACGCUUUCGUUACGCAGGUCUAUAACUAUAUUAGUCUUGGCUAUCCUGCUACGGCACGGGCGUUUGACGAAGAGCUGAGCAAGAUCAGUGGCAUCAGAGUCGAGGAACUGCAGCAAGAUGAUAGUAAGGAGUUCGGCAAGGGCUUUAUGCUUGAAAUGGAGAUGCAGGCGCGGUCCAAAACGAAACCCCCACGGUGGAGGGCGCUGAAGCUGUACAUAUGGGAGUGGGCGAGGCAACACCCUGACCUCGACCGAGAAGGAAAUCCCCUUGCUUGGGGCAUGCGUGAGCGACGAGGCUCAUGGGCUAUAUAG